CUGGGCUGGAGCUGCAGCAGCAUUGUUAAUAAAAACACGGCGGCCGCAGGAGCCGGUGAUGAGCUCGGAGGAAGAGACGCGCCUGGAGCCGCUGACGGAGGACUGGAGGACUGGAGAGCUGGAGCCACUGAAUCACCCGUCCACACCUUUCGCUGAGCCACCGUCGCCAUGGAAACCCCCAGCCAUAAACGCAGCAGCCGCGGCUCCUCGGUCGUCUCGCCGGCCCGCAUCACGCGGCUGCAGGAGAAGGAGGACCUGUGCAACCUCAACGACCGGCUGGCCGUCUACAUCGACAAGGUUCGCUCGCUGGAGUCGGAGAACGCCGGGCUGCGGCUGCGCAUCACCGAGUCCGAGUCGUCGGUCACCCGCGACCUGUCCGGCAUGAAGGUCGCCUACGAGACGGAGCUGGCCGACGCCCGCAAGACCCUGGACCAGGUGGCCAAGGAGCGGGCGCGCCUGCAGCUGGAGCUCGCCAAGGUCCGCGAGGAGCACCAGGAGCUCAAGGCCAGGAACUCCAAGAAGGAGUCGGACCUGGAGGCGGCCCUGAUCCGGCUCCGGGACCUGGAGGCUCUGCUCAACUCCAAGGAUGCUGCUCUCAACACGGCCCUGGGGGAGAAGAAGGGGCUGGAGGCCGAGCUGAAGGACCUGCGGGCCCAGCUGGCCAGGGUGGACCUGAACCUGGCUGAUGCCAAGAAGCAGCUGCAGGACGAGAUGCUGAGGCGGGUCGACGCGGAGAACCGCCUGCAGACCCUGAAGGAGGAGCUGGAGUUCCAGAAGAACAUCUACAGCGAGGAGCUGCGCGAGUCCAAGCGCCGGUACGAGUCCCGCAUGGUGGAGAUCGACAGCGGGAGGCAGAUGGAGUUCGAGAGCAAGCUGGCGGAGGCGCUGACGGAGCUGCGGGCCCAGCACGAGGACCAGGUCCGGCUCUACAAGGAGGAGAUCGAGAAGACCUACAACUCCAAGCUGGACAACGCCCGGCACUCGGCUGAGAGGAACAGCCACAUGGUCGGCGCCGCCCACGAGGAGCUGCAGCAGACCCGGGUCCGUCUGGAGAGCGUGUCGGGCCAGCUGAGCUCGCUGCAGAAGCAGAUGUCGAACAGCGAGGCCAAGGUGCGGGAGCUGGAGGAGACUCUGAGCCGGGAGCGGGACGUGAUGAGGCGGCGUCUGGAGGACAAGGACCGGGAGAUGGCGGAGAUCCGAGCCCGCAUGCAGCGGCAGCUGGACGAGUACCAGGAGCUGCUGGACAUCAAGCUGGCGCUGGACAUGGAGAUCAGCGCCUACAGGAAGCUGCUGGAGGGCGAGGAGGAGAGGCUGCGUCUGUCCCCCAGCCCGCAGCCCCCCAGGGUGGUGGUGACCCGCACCUCCGGCUCGGGCCACAGCAGCAGCAGCCGCCUGAUCCAGUCCGCCGUCUUGGCGUCCAGCAGCCGCAACUCCUCCGGCGGCAGCGUCAGCAAGAAGCGGCGCCUCAACGACAACGACAGCGAGACCGGCAGCAUGGUGGGGGGCACCGUGACCAAGACCCGCGUCCGCCAGCACGCCUCGGCCAGCGGCCGCGUCACCGUGGACGAGGUCGACCUGGAGGGGAAGUUCAUCCGCCUCAGCAACAAGACCGAGGAGGACCAGGUCCUGGGGAACUGGCAGAUCAAGAGAACGGUGGGGACCGGGACGCCCAUCGCCUACAAGUUCCCCCCCAAGUUCACCCUGAAGGCCGGCGGCAGCGUCACGAUCUGGGCCUCCUCCGGCGGGGGAACCCACAACCCCCCCAGCGACCUGGUGUGGAAGAGCCAGGCCUCGUGGGGCACCGGGGACCUGCUGCAGACCCUGCUGAUCAGCGCCAGCGGAGAGGAGAUGGCCAUGAGGAAGGUGACGCGCACGCUGUUCGAGGACGACGACGAUGAUGACAUGGAAGCCCACAGCACCAGCGGCGCCGACAACGAGUACAACCUGCGCAGCCGCACGGUGAUCUGCGACUCCUGCGGCCAGCCGUCGGACAAGGGCGGAUCCUGCGGCGGGCUGCCCGACGGCCUCGUGGGACAUUCCUACUUCAUGGGCUCCAACGAGCCCAGACAGGGCCGCGUGAAGCCGGAGAACUGCUCCGUCAUGUAAACCCCUGAAAGCACCGCCGCCUGCAGACCAGAGGACCGUCGUUUUCUACCGUCGUCGGGAUUUUUGUCUUUGUUGUUGUUUUUUUUUUUUUAUACAACUGUUUUGUACUCUGAAUAAUCUGUAGUUUAGAUUUUAUCCCUGGGUUUCGGUUAAAGGGCACAGGACCAUCAUGUUCUGCUUUCAUUUCGUUCCCACGCUUCGCUCACGCUAGCUGUCACGCUCCGACGGGAGACGAGGUUUCACGUUCGGGCGUCUCCGCCGCCGGACAGACGCGAGGGGAGUGACUUCUCUCUCUCUUUCUCUCUCUUUUUUCUUAGAAUUGUCUUAGAAAGUCUGCGUUUACGAUUGAUAUUUGUUUGGUUUGGGAUCUGCGUUCGUACGCGACAGAGUGGGGUCCCGUACGUAGCCGUGGUGCGCACAAAGACAAUAGUUUGGGAGGAAUGUAUUCGUAUGUCGCAUCUAUAGAAAUGCUGGAUUGGGGGGGGGGGGUCGCCGCCUGGUACCUGCAAUACCACGUCCGGCCACACGGCGGCAGCAUCUCAAACCUGUUAUUCCAGCACCGCCGUGUGGCCGGAGGUGGUAUUGCAGCACACGGCUGCUCCCAAAUAUCUAUUUUUUUACCAUUUUGUUUCUCUCUAAACGGCUCUUUUUAUCCUAAUCAUGACAUCAGAGUAUUUUUUUACGUGCAGCCUCGUCGUAGCGACACACACAGGUCUGUAUUUGACGUAUUUUUUCAUGCCGUCGAACCAAAUCAGCGACAGAUAAAACUGUCCCUGUAGUCGUUCGCGUUGGAAAGCACUUAUUUUUCUUCCCCAGAUUGAAAACACGAACGUGCCUUCGGAGGACGGACGAGGCCUCGGCCGCCUCACAUGCUCCUCACGCGGCCGUCUUGUGACUCAGCCGCUUCGCGCCGCUUCUGAGAGAAAAAGCGCUCCCUUUUUCCCCCUUUUCCUUCCCUUUUCCGCGUCGUGGCUUUGCAAAUCCCUCGGCGUGAUCGUGUGGAUCGAGGGGGUCGGGGCGCUGCUUUUAACGGGGGCCUCAGCAGUUAUUAUGCACAGCCGCUAGAUCUGUACUCUAGUCCGGCAGCUCGAGUCGCUUCUGCUCCGCCGGAGAGCUCACCAAAGCAUUUAUGGGAGAUACUUGACGGCACUCGGGUUGUUUUUUGUCCUUUAAAAUCCCCAAAGUGCCUUUAAAAGUCCAGACUCUCUGCAGUUUGACCUCCGUCUCGCCUCUACGGCACAAAGCGGAGAGUGAAGUUUUCAGGAAAUCCUCCGACCGUUGCACAAAGGUUCUCUAAACUCCUCCCACUCCGCGUUCAGGGUUUCGCGGAGGCCGUUUUGGAUUCGUCGUAAUCUUCGUCCUGUACAGCUUUUUUUAGUUUCUGCCUCCGCCGUCUCCUGAACGCUCCGUCUUCACGUCUCCGCCGAGCUCUCGUCUCUCCGCGACUCAAAACACAAACCCAAAGCUUUUGAUGCCAAAGUUGUUCUGGGGAUGGGGGGGUUCGUCACAUCAUGACUAUUAAAUGCUAUUAAAUAAUGGAAAAGUCAUAAGUUUGAAUUGAUGUAUUGUUUCUUUUUCUAAAAUCCUGAUUAAAACCUAUUUUUUCCAGUGA
Messenger RNA from Cololabis saira (Pacific saury), 3718 nucleotides. RefSeq names its product lamin A (gene lmna). The coding region runs from base 169 to 2106 and encodes 645 amino acids. NCBI's taxonomy places the organism in Eukaryota, Metazoa, Chordata, Actinopteri, Beloniformes, Belonidae. The transcript has 13 exons. The record is from RefSeq and is a predicted model, not a curated record.